This is a messenger RNA of Dermacentor andersoni, 4894 nucleotides long. It is a transcript of the gene Creld, whose product is annotated as Cysteine rich with EGF like domains. The record is from RefSeq and is a predicted model, not a curated record. Gene Ontology annotation, molecular function: calcium ion binding. NCBI's taxonomy places the organism in Eukaryota, Metazoa, Arthropoda, Arachnida, Ixodida, Ixodidae.
AUCGUCAUCGUCAUUGCCUCCCACCUUCGCACUCGGAGAAAUUUCGUGGACGGCUUUUAUUGGUGGCUCGGCGUAGAUGUUGCGUGUCGCUGAUCGAGCGUUUCGUUUAGAAUACUCGAUCACGUUGCUGUACCUAGACCCGCACACCUACUGAACCCGCCGUCAGGAGCUGAAAGGUUACCCGCAUGGCUCCAGCUUCGGCUUUCCUCUGUGUGUCGGGGCUUCUUCUCGUUGGCUUCACCGCCAUUUGCAGAGCAGAAGUGCAGUUUGCAACAGCCAUAGACAUCAGCGACCUGGGUGAACGCGUGGUUCGCAAGGAUCUGUUGCCCGCCUGCCAGGCUUGCAAGACAGUAGUUAAGACAUUUCAACAUGGCAUUGAGCGAACAAAAAGGAGCCGCUUCGAUGGAGGAGACGUUGACUGGGAAGCAAGAAAUAUGGGCAAAUACUCGAAAAGUGAGAUUAGGUUCAUCGAAAUCCAAGAACACCUCUGCUUGGAGAUAGUCAAGGGCCAGGAACACUGCAGAAACAUGGCGGCACAGUAUGAGGAACACUUGGAAGAGUGGUGGUUUGAGCACCAGGAAAAGGAGCCCGAUCUGCACAAGUAUUUGUGCAUCGACCAGGCUAAAGCUUGCUGCCCGGAAAACCACUAUGGCCCCAACUGCGAUCCUUGCACUGGAGGAGCAGAGAGUCCCUGCAACGGACACGGGAGGUGUAAAGGCUCCGGAACACGCAAGGGCAACGGCAAGUGUGACUGCCACCAGGGUUACACGGGCGAGCUGUGCGAUGCUUGCACUGAGGGCUACUACGAGGACAAGCCGGGUGCCAAUGGUACCAAAACAUGCACCAAAUGCCACCCGUCGUGCAAAGGUCCUUGCACUGAGGGCGGCCCGAAGGCAUGCAAGGAGUGCGUUGCGGGCUACGUCAUGAAUGAGGAGUUGGGAUGCGUGGACAUCGACGAGUGCAUCGAAUCUACGGAGGAUCUCUGUGCAAAGGAGAGAAACACGUUCUGUGCCAACACGCAAGGUUCCUACAAGUGCAUGAUGUGCGACUUCGCUUGUGACGGCUGCACUGGAGAUGGACCGGACCACUGUGUCAAAUGUGCCAAAAGUUACGUCUUGAAGGACAAGACCUGCAUAGACAAUGGCGAGAAGUGGCGAGAGCUGCACAUCUUGCUGGCGCGCUAUGCCACUUACCUUGGCCUCUGCAUAGCGACGUUGAUCAUAUUCAAGAGGAGUCCAUCAGUCGCCAGUGCCAUUGGGCUGUGCGUCGGGGUGUACAUUGGCUUUUCCGAGUACACACUGUCCAACUGGAAAGACCACAGCGUCACGUCUACCAUCAGUAAUGUCAUGUCAUGGUGAUGAUUAGCCCCGCGGUUGUCACUUGUUUCGUGUUCUUGCUGUUGCCUCUACACUUGUGUGCGUUAGUGCCGUUUCGUUCUUUGUCAGCAUCCCUCCUCAUUUCAAGGGUUGUGAGCUGUCGGGCAGCAUUGAAAAAAGAAAAAGCAGCAUGCGUGAUCAUUGGUCACCUUAAUCGAGAAUUUUAGCGUACUGCUGCCACUGUACCUGUGAAGGCAGUGAGGCUGGUCACAUCAUCCACGUGCCAGCUUUCCGUGCGCUAGGUAAUUCCUGCCGCACACAUACAGUUGGUAUCAGAAGUUUAUGGACCACAGGAUAUGAGAAACAUUAUAUUUCCAAGCAUUUUGUAACCAUAGCCUGGUAAACCAUUUGGCAGUGUGUUGUUUGCAUAAUAAUAAUAAAUUAUAGUGUUUUAUGUGCCAAGACCAUGAUCUGAUUACGAGGCACACCAUAGUGGGGGGCUCCUGAAUAAUUUCAACCACCUGGGGUUCUUUAACGUGCACCUAAAUCUAACUACACGGGUGUUGCAGUUUUGCCCUCAUCGAAGUGUGACCCUGUGCUUAGCAGCCCUGCACCAGAACCACUAAGCAACCACGGCAGGUGGAUGUUAUUUCCAAAUCCCAGUACUAGCUGAAGAUCUGAAUAUGUGGCUGCCCAGGCUGCACAAGUAUUCAGCUUUUCCUUGGAUCUCAUGGUCCAUAAGCAUUUGAUGUUGGCUGUUUCCGGCGUAGCUUUGCUAGCGUGAGCAAAACUAAAAGUUGGCUUACAUGAAGACGAAGCUUUAGAUUGGGCAGUCCUGUCGAAAUGCAUGGAAAUGAAGAAAUUUUUUUUUUUCUUGGCAAUCACUACACCAACUUUGAUGAAGUUUAUUGCAUUCAAAGGAAAAGUCAACAUCUAGGGACUGUAGCUAAAUUUUUUAUUAGGCUGUCGAUCCUCCAAUAAAAAUAGUUGAAAAUUUCAAAAUUUCAAAAAACGAAACUGUGAAGUUGACAACUCUAACUCUGCAAUUAACAAUAAUAUUGCAAUUCUGUAGGCUAUUCCUUAUAAUACAUGCAAAGCGGACAAAAUUGCUGUAUAAUUCACCACUCCGAAGUAUACCAAUAGAUUGCAAGUAGGACUUAGGAUAAAUCCUUGUAAACAUUGUAACAGUUUCGUGGGAGCUGUAAAUUAUUGAUAUAUUAGAUUUAUUCACUUUAGACGCUCUAACACUUUCAUGUUACAGAAGCACAAUGUCGUUUUUGUUGCAGCGUUAUGGACUCCAUUUGUACAAGUUUUUUAAACACAGAUUUUUGAGUAUUCUCAAAAGAUUCCUAGCUCUAAAUCAUAUUCUGCUUCCUACAGUCACUAAAAUUUCAACUUUUCCAAAUGCAACAUAGUUCAUUCAAAUUGGUCCAGCAUUUGUCCUAAACGCAUUUCUGAGUUUUCAAUUGUAUUUAAAUUAUGAAAUCUGAGUUGGCCCCAAGCUAAAGCUUCAUCUUUACAGUUGUGGUAUGCUAUAACUCGUUUAACGUCUUCUUUUGUUGAGUGCUCUGUCUUGUCUAUCUGCUUGAUUUGAAUUGAUUGCGACUGUGUAAGACAGGUUGUCUAAAGAACAGCCUGAAUAACACUUUAGCAAAAAUUCUUAUGAAUAUGCUGCUUAUUUUGUAGCACAAUUCGCUGUCACAGCAUGCAUCUGUGGGCAUUGUUUGCAGCUGCUGUCAUUUCAGACUGUGUCUCAUUUUAUGUGAUCACCAUUGCUGUCUUUACAAUGUACUGCGCAUGUCGGUCUAGUGGCUGUAAAUUGCGCAUCAAAGUGUCUCGUUGAUAGACGUGAACAACUUGUGUACAAAGGACAAAGACUACGGGCAUUACGCUUAUACAAAAGCGGGGAGCGACAUUCCACAUUUAUCAGUAUUACGGCACAAUUACUCAAUGCACUUCUGUUCCUAUUCUUUGGAGAAGAGGUUGUAGUGAUGUCUUGAUUAUUUCUGUUUUUGUGGUUAAGGUAGUCUUGCCUUGAGAAAGAAAAGUACCAUACACCUUGUAUACAGUAGUCAGUGUAGUUCAUUACAUUCCUUGAUGAUUCUGAAACUGCAAACUCACAACUACUGAUACCUGUAUGAACAUUUGUUUCACACACAGCGACAGCUUGUAGAGUUCAUCAUUUGUUUAUUAACAACACUUUUCUCAACAACAAACACAAUGAAAAUCGGCGGUGACAUUUCGUGCUGAAGUUGGAUGCCUUCACACCAACUUUUGAAAUGCCUCAGCACACUGGUGCACAAUUGCUUAACACUCCCCGAGUUCAGCGUCUUCACAACCAGCAGAGAUUUGUUUAGUGCAACAGUGCAAUUUUAGGAACUUUCUCCAGAAGCUGUGUUUUCGAAACAAGAUCAAGAUGCUACCAUAAGCCGGAUAGUUGCAAUUUUCCCCAGUUUUCAUUAAGGGUAGUAGGAACUUGUCACUCCAUUUCUAGUCUCAACUUAGGGAAUGCAUGUUUUGAAGCUGUGCAUUUUUUUGUGCAACACUGCAUCUCGAAGAGCUGCUGUUACGAGAAAAUCUGCAUUGUAGAUAUUUGUAGGCAAUGAGGCUCUUUCAAAAUAAACACUCACAUUGCUUCAAAGUGCAUAUCGUGUUUGCACAAUGUGUUUUCCACGUUUCCCCCAUGCAAGUCACUUUUUUUCAGGGUGGAACAGCUUGCUACAGUCACUCAUUUUUAUCUUUUGAGAUGGUGUGGGUUUCCUUACGCUGUGAAAGAUUUUCUGGUGGAAAUUAUCAUUUGCAAGAUAUCAUUUGCAUCUCGGUGGCAGUGACAAAAGGGCUUUUAAGCUGCUUUUAGUCAGUUUGUUAAACAGUUUAAACAAAUGGGAUUGCACUUUCAUGUUAGAUAUGUGAUAUUUUUAGGGCAACUUGUAAUGUUUUUACUAUUUGGUGAGUAAGCUUGCACUUGGAACUGCACACAGAACUGAUGUGGUUAUAUUUUUUGCUGAGAUAUGACCUUGCAAGCAAAACCGAGGCGGCUAAGCCUAAUUAGGCCUAACAUAUUUCUCACCCUUUAAUUGUGAUGCUGAAGGUGGUACAAUAAGACAUUCGGCCUAUUAAGCCUAGUGGAAAUUAGGUUGUUUUGACGUCAGUGUGAGGCUGAAGUCAUACUAACAGCAGUUGCUGCGCUAAGCUGGCGCUCUUUCUAACUGAAACAUGCUUCGGCGACUUUAUCUUAAGGCGGAAGUUGGUCAGGCUCGACAAGAGGCGUUACGUACGCACAUGUCACAAGCUGUGGGAAAUUUUUCACAGGGAAACCCACAUGCCAGUUCACUUAGCUUCCAAUACGGAAGCUGUGAGAACUGAAAACGAGAUUUCUCAUUCCUGAUUUCAGAGGAGCCGGUGUCAGAGAGCGAAGAACCCACACUACCCGAGUUCACGCACGGCGACGAACUCUGAGAGACUUGCAGUGCACAACACAUCAUUUCCAGCUGCUCAAAAAAGUCAUUUUGUUUUUCAAAAAAAAAAAAGAAACUUCAUUUAUAUAUGUCAUAAAUACACCAUAUGUACAGUUUUCA